Molecule: messenger RNA, 1407 nt
Organism: Fonsecaea erecta
Lineage: Eukaryota; Fungi; Ascomycota; Eurotiomycetes; Chaetothyriales; Herpotrichiellaceae
Exons: 3
Coding region: 1-1407 (468 amino acids)
Source: RefSeq, a predicted model, not a curated record
AUGGGCCCCAAAAGUCAGGACUGGGUGCAAGACUUGCAAGACACGACGGAUACGCUGCGACGAAGGGAAGCCGCAUUGUGCUUGAAAGACAAGUUUCGUUGUGAAGGGUACGAACCUCCAAAGACCUGGCUGUUCGAGCCAUCUCCGAAAGAGAAGCUGGAGAGAUCGGAGUCAAAUCCACCUCUUCUCCAGCCAUUGGCGUCCCAUUCGGACUCUCCUACAACCAAGGGCAAUCAGACCUUUGCCGAUUUGAGCAGGUUUCUUCUCGAACCCUCAAGUCCGUGGGUAACGGACGUGGACCGAAGCUACACCCAGCUGUUCCUCCUGAAAACCGCGCCUCUUAUCUCUACCACCAGAAAGUGGCGUCACUUCUGGCAAUUCAUCGUGCCUCAAGCUGCUUGGGAUAACCCAUCGGUCCAUCAUGGAAUGGUCGCGGUCGCAGCGACCUUCGACUCGUAUAUUUCGGGGGCCGACCACACCACCCUCAUAUUAGACCGGAGAGCCCAGGCUGUUCGUGCAUUCACGAACCACCCUCCUUCGUGGGACGUGGCAUUGAUCCUCUGCCGAUUGUUUUCCUCGAUGGCCCAGUGCAACGGGGAUUUCACUGCCGCCAUGGCACACAUGAAAAGCGGGGAGAAGAUUCUCCGCGAAGCAACGCAGAAUGGACAGACACGGUCAGACAUUGUUCGGCUCAUGGCUGCCACCUUCAUGGGUCUAUCGGCCGAUGCGAACAAUGAUAUCAGCGUCAUCAGGCGAUUUCUCCCGAGCAAGCGCCGCGCCUUUCUCGAGCUCAAGGUCAUAGGCUCUGACUAUGGAAGGCUUCUGCGCCGGAUAGCGCCAGGGCACAACCGUGAGGUCGAUACGCCGACCAUGGGCUUUCUGUCGAUCGCCUUCACCAUGAUGAACCAAGCCAUCAGCUCUGCGAUGUACCCGGACCUCCUGGUGUUUAGUGGCGAUGACGGGGUUGUACCGGCGGCGCAAAUCCGCACCCAUUUGAUGCGAGAGGACUCCCUGUUAGCUCUGGACGACCUGAUCAUCAUGUAUCCAUGCCUAUGCUAUGAGCUGGAGCAGUACUUCGAGGCGCGCGCCACCACCGCCGCCAGAGACGCUUCGGUGGUGUCGACCCUUGACGAUCUGAAGAAGCGCCUCAAACUCCUCGUGGACAACUACGUCGUGCAAGCAUUAGAAGUCGAGCCCCGCAUGACGGCCGGCACGUUUUGGCUUGAUGACGAAGGGCUCUCGGGGUGCUUGAUGGACAAACACCUCGAUCGGCCCCAGAGCGGCGUCAGCCCGGAUCUGGGUCAACAACAGGUCGAUGCCGGCCACCAUGAAGACCCCGUCCUGCGCGAGAGAAGGGAGUACUACCACGAAUAUGUCUGUCACUACAAAAGCGGCUUCAUGUGUUGA